GAUUAUUAAAGAAAGAUAGUAAGUGUACAUUAAUUUCAACGACGCGAUGUUCGACAUAGUCAUUUGGCCUAGUGGUGUAUAACAAUGGUACGAUCUAAUAUUCCUGAAUUCGAGCCCGGGGGUAUCAAUGGAAAACUUUUUGUUUUUUUUUUGUUUUUCUCUAUUGCUUUCUUUAACUAUUACAAAAUCAAAAAUCUCUCUCCUUUACAAAAUUAUGCAUUAUUAUUUUUAUAAAAAUAAUGGAUACUGUACUAAAAAUACCGUAGCUAGUUACUAGAUGGCGCUAUCACAGGCGUUCCGAAAAAAUUUAGAGUAGCCUAUCUAUUUCCAAUAAUACACUGUAAUCUUUGACCAGGGGCAACCGGUAAAUCAAUAAUCUUAUUAGGGGUGGGGCAAAUCAAUAAAAUAAUUUAUUCUCUUGUCGUGCAAAUUGUUAUUUGUUUAUUGUUUUUACAGUAGAGUUAAUGUGAAGCAAAUAUGUUCCUUGAUGACUGAUGUGAAGUAUUUACACAGACUUUUAACUAAACCGUAGAAAUUAAUCAAACUACUAAGAUUUAAAUCACAUAUUAAAAAGAAAAGUAAGAAAAAGUGUACUGAGGGUAAGCCCUCACGAAAAACUCGAAAGACGAAAGAGCAGUUCCUAUCAGUUGAGGACUAUUCGUGACUACCCAUAAUGCGCGCAUUUCUGCGAAAAUACUUCUGUGAAUGUGUCAACAUCUGAGAGAACGGGAAUUACCUUUCAUGCAAUACUAUACAACACAACGAAUUGAUGAACUGCACAACUGCACAUCUGAAGUGUUAUUUGACACAAACAACAUUAGGAGCUAACCAUUGUGAAUUGAACAUGGAUCACACUGAUGAAGAGGAGCAGACAGCAGCAGAGGAAUCUGUAGUGGGAGAUGUAGCAACAGUUGUGAUGAAGAAUGAAGGCAUUUCUGACCCCAUGUUGAGUGCUGAUAACUUGGAAUUGGCACAAGGAGAUCACUGUGUAUCUAAUGACCAAUACUACGACAUGAGCAACAUGUUAGAAGAGGAGCCACUGGCUGAGGCUAAUACUAUACAACACAACGAAUUGAUGAACUGCACAACUGCACAUCUGAAGUGUUAUUUGACACAAACAACAUUAGGAGCUAACCAUUGUGAAUUGAACAUGGAUCACACUGAUGAAGAGGAGCAGACAGCAGCAGAGGAAUCUGUAGUGGGAGAUGUAGCAACAGUUGUGAUGAAUAAUGAAGGCAUUUCUGACCCCAUGUUGAGUGUUGAUAACUUGGAAUUGGCACAAGGAGAUCACUGUGUAUCUAAUGAGCAAUACUUCGACAUGAGCAACAUGUUAGAAGAGGAGCCACUGGCUGAGGCUAAUACUAUACAACACAACGAAUUGAUGAACUGCACAACUGCACAUCUGAAGUGUUAUUUGACACAAACAACAUUAGGAGCUAACCAUUGUGUAUUGAACAUGGAUCACACUGAUGAAGAGGAGCAGACAGCAGCUGAGGAAUCUGUAGUGGGAGAUGUUGCAACAGUUGUGAUGAAUAAUGAAGGCAUUUCUGACCCCAUGUUGAGUGCUGAUAACUUGGAAUUGGCACAAGGAGAUCACUGUGUAUCUAAUGACCAAUACUACGACAUGAGCAACAUGUUAGAAGAGGAGCCACUGGCUGAGGCUGUGAGUGAAGCUCUUCAUAUAGGAGCAGCAACUACAGUUACAGAAUACGAGGCUGUAACAGAGAGUUGCAUAGAGAGUGAAAGUAUCAAAUUUGCAUGCACAAUUUGUUUGCAAGAAUUUAUGAAAGGGAAUGCAUACUAUGAACAUAUGAUCAUGCAUCUCGAGGACGAUGACGGCGACGCUGCAUGUGAUGCACCACAAGUGUGCGAGCCUUAUGCAGCUGUGACCGGCAGCUGUGACUUAGUCUUGCUGCAGAACAAAGCAGGAAGUCAGAGGCUGAAGGAUGACCCUCAUCCAUCUGCAGACUGCACUCAGGCUUCAGUCGCUCCACUGUCCGCGAGACUUGCGGCAAACGACGAGAGCAAAGUGCAGGCAACUGAAGGAGCAGGUGCGAUCCUGACAAGCGAACAGAUCCUUGAAACUGACAUUAACGAACUGUACAACCAAUCGUCUCAAAGCGGCACUAAACUGUACACAAAUGUAAAUACAAAAAAUGCAAUCCAGUUAUACAAUAAUAUGUUCAAGAAACCCAAGAAAGCUGUAUUCGGUGAGAAUCCAUUCAUGAGAACCCUCACUGCUGACAAGCCUUACUCUUGUGAGAUAUGCAACUAUAAAUGUAAAAAAAAAUGUAAUUUACUACAGCACCAGGCAACCCACACUGGUGAAAAGCCAUUUUCCUGUGAGAUUUGCAUUUAUAAAUGUGCACGUAAAAAUCAAUUAUUACAGCAUAUGAUAAAGCACACUGGUGAAAAACUAUUUUCAUGUGAUAUAUGCAAAUAUAAAUGUUCAAGAAAAAGUAAUUUAGUAAAGCACAUGACAACCCAUACUGGUAAAAAGCCAUUUUCCUGUCAGUUAUGCAAUUACAAAUGUACGCAAAAAAGUAAUUUAUUAGAGCACAUGAAAACCCACACAGGUGAAAAGCCAUUUUCUUGUGAGAUAUGCGACUAUAAAUGUGCACGGAAAAUUUAUUUACUACGGCACCAGGUAACGCAUACUGGUGAAAAGCCAUUUUCCUGUGAGAUGUGCAAUUAUAAAUGUUCACUAAAAAGUGCUUUAACACAGCAUAUUAAAAGACACACUGGUAUUAUACCAUUGUCCUGUGAGAUAUGCGAUUAUAAAUGUACACGUAAAAGUGAUUUAUUAAGACAUAAAAAAAUUACACACACUGAUGUGACGCCAUUGCUGUGAGACCUGCAAUUAUAAAUUUGCACAUAAAAGUAAGUUAUUAG
Messenger RNA from Bicyclus anynana (squinting bush brown), 2892 nucleotides. Its product is annotated as zinc finger protein 271-like. Bases 770 to 2851 code for a protein of 693 amino acids. The record is from RefSeq and is a predicted model, not a curated record. The transcript has 7 exons. NCBI's taxonomy places the organism in Eukaryota, Metazoa, Arthropoda, Insecta, Lepidoptera, Nymphalidae. Gene Ontology annotation, molecular function: RNA polymerase II cis-regulatory region sequence-specific DNA binding; DNA-binding transcription factor activity. Gene Ontology annotation, biological process: regulation of transcription by RNA polymerase II.